Messenger RNA from Salmo salar (Atlantic salmon), 634 nucleotides. Lineage: Eukaryota; Metazoa; Chordata; Actinopteri; Salmoniformes; Salmonidae. The record is from RefSeq and is a predicted model, not a curated record.
UAAAAUACGGCUACUUCCGCUGGCUGAAACGAAAUGGCUGCCUUCCACUGCAGAGCAGAUUUUGCGCGCUUCGUAGCAUUUUAUUAAUAUGCUGUCGUGUGUUUACAGAUAUAGCCUAAUUUGUUACGGAUAAAAAAUAAAAGAGCAGAUAUGUUUAAAAAGCAAAAGAUCAAAUUUAAGACGGAGGAAUGAGUCAGACGAGGACGAGAAGGAGGAAAGUCAACCAGCCCAGCAGCAGCAGCCACCGCCGCCAUGCGGGCCUUUCACCGAGGAUAUCCCGAUGCUCGAUGCCCCCAGCACGGACACCUUCUCCGGGGUUACCUUGGACGUACACCACGGCAACGGGUUUCAAUCAAAGGCCAUAAAGAAGGAAAAGAAAACUCGGGAUGUAGUGGGAGUACCGAAAGCCAGUUUGUUAAGCUUUGACGACGAUGAAGAUGAGGCGGAGGUGUUCAGAGUAAAGAAAUCCAACCACAGCAAGAAGAUCGUCAAGCAGCUGAAGAAAGAAUACAAGGAAGAUCUGGAGAAGGUUUGCUAUGUUAAACAAGAGCCCAACACCGGUAAGACAUCGUGUGUGUGUGUGUGUGUGUGUGUGUGCGUGCGCGCGUUAGGGAUAUAACAUUCACCUAUACAC